Vollenhovia emeryi is the source of this 1144-nucleotide messenger RNA. RefSeq names its product hemolymph lipopolysaccharide-binding protein-like. The record is from RefSeq and is a predicted model, not a curated record. Bases 182 to 805 code for a protein of 207 amino acids. NCBI's taxonomy places the organism in Eukaryota, Metazoa, Arthropoda, Insecta, Hymenoptera, Formicidae. The transcript is spliced from 3 exons.
UCUUGAACAUUAUAAUAUUGGUGUGGCAUCAAUGUGGAGCUUAUCAAUCGUACUUCCCUACCCGCGUGGGCGUGACCUGUGUGAGCAGCAAUUUCUUAUCAUUUAAUAUAAAUAAGCCCAUCCGCCGUUAUUUGUCAUUUGGUCCGGACAUUUACAUUGCCAGCGUAAUAGAAUAGCAAUCAUGUUGCGGUACACGUUGGUGGUACUUUUUUACACAAUAACGUAUUGCAUGGCGAAGGAAAAUACAAUCGAGACGGAUACAGCGAUCAACGGAUUGGCAGGAAUAGCUUCAGGCAGGUUAGUGCCAAGCGCGUAUGGAAAUUUGAACCCGGCGCAGCAAAUUAUUUACAUUUACGGGCCGCAUUCAUGGAAAACGCAAGACGGUAACAAUCUCGUGGAAAAAGCAGGGAGCGAUUACCUCAUUACACCUGGCAUGGGCGCUCAUAAACUUCAUGCUCGCAAGGUGCCGUGGAACAAGGCUCGUAAAAUUUGUAUUCAAGAAGGGGGUCAUUUGGCUAUCAUUAACUCCAAUUCGGAGGAGAAAAUGCUGUUGCACAUCUUGGAGGAGAACAAAAUAGCUCUGGCAUGGCUCGGCGUACACGAUCUCUAUGAAGAGGGCGAUUGGAACACGAUCACGGACGAACCUCUGGAAGCUACGGGCUACUCAAAGUGGACUUUGAAAAUUGCCAACGAGCCUGACAACUACAACGGGAAACAGCAUUGCGGAGGCCUUCUGAAAGAUGGUGGAAUGGACGAUCUCGAGUGCAGUUCGGCAGUAGCCUUCUUUUGCGAAAUUGCCGCCUGAAUUAGCGAAUCCCCAUAAAUCACGCGAACGCGAGAUCAUAAUCAGAUGUUGUAACGGUAUGCGAUUUAUCAAAGGUUAUAAUUAAAUACUCAUCUGAGAUGUGCUAUUAAGAUCGAAUUAACAACGUCGGCAACAAUGCAAGCAUGUUUUCAAGACUAAUGGUGUCUACAGAUUAAUAUCGCAAUAAAGAUGCGAUUGCAGGUCAUAAGCUCUAUUUUUAUACUAACGAUUAUCUCUAUGGAUGCUGAAUGGUGCCGUGGAACAUGCGCAAAAUAUAUUAAGAAAUGAUAUAAGACUAUUAUCUUCUUACAAAAUACAAGAAUGUUGAUUCUUCAGAAA